AUGCAAAUGCUGUAUGGGGCACAGUCGCCAUAUCACCAUCCCGCUACACUUAAUCGCUUGGCCAACAUCACUGAAAAGCGAUUACUUCAUGAGCUUCUUCUCAAGGAUAUUCGACUGAUUGCAAAUGCAACCGAAUACGGCGUCCUGAAGCACUCAGCUACCGGCCGCUCCAAAAGACAAAUCGUUUUGGCGCCGAUCGUUCUUUCCGCGAUCGUAUUGGCUCCAGCUACAACAUCACAGCCUAUCAUUCUCUCCCCUCUGGUCCUCUCACCCGUCAUUUUGUCGCCAGCCGUACUCGGGCCCUUCAUCCUCAGUCCUUGGGUUUUCAUACCCUUGAUCCUUUCACCUCGUGUCCUUGCACCCUUCAUUGUGAAUCCAUUCAUCGGCUCACCGGUUGUACUUUCACCGCUAGUGCUUCACCCGUUCAUCCUAGCGCCCGGCGUGAUGAAUCCGGUGGUGCUGAGUCCACUGGUGCUCACGCCAUUUAUACUGUCACCACAAGUGAUGACUCCUCUGGUCUUAACACCAAUGGUACUCAAUCCACUGAUUCUCACUCCGAUGGCUUUGUCGCCGUUGGUGCUGAGUCCGUUCGUUCUGUCUCCGCUCAUUCUUUCGCCGCAGUACUUUUUCGCUCUAGUACUUAGUCCAUAUCUUCUGUCGCCGCUGAUUGCAAGCAAUCUAACAGUCAGUGCAAUCGUACUGUCACCCAGUUUCCUCAGUAAGUGA
This is a messenger RNA of Gongylonema pulchrum, 726 nucleotides long. NCBI's taxonomy places the organism in Eukaryota, Metazoa, Nematoda, Chromadorea, Rhabditida, Gongylonematidae. The record is from the annotation of a GenBank genome assembly.